Aspergillus calidoustus is the source of this 366-nucleotide messenger RNA. Lineage: Eukaryota; Fungi; Ascomycota; Eurotiomycetes; Eurotiales; Aspergillaceae. The record is from the annotation of a GenBank genome assembly.
AUGGCCGACGAGUUCCCUGAGAUGCAGUACCGAACCCUCGGGCUGACCGGUUUAAAGAUCUCUGUAAUUGGAUUUGGUGGAUGGCUCACCAGGCAGGGAAGUCUUGCGGAUAAAGACACUGCAUUUGAAUGCAUAAAAUGGGCAUACGAUUUGGGUGUGAACUUUUUUGACACAGCCGAAGGCCAUCCAGCCGCUCUGUCGGAGACCUUCCUUGGGCAGGCGAUCAAAAGAUUUGGUUGGAAACAAACUGAUCUUGUUAUAUCCACAAAGGUUAGUAGAGAGAGAGCCUGUGUGCGUCCCUUGCUGCUGUUCAGCAUAAGCGAGGUCCUUCAGGAGCAGCUGAAUGCUUACGGGUUUAUAAUAUAG